AUGAGAAGUGAGACUUCAGGCACUGCAGGUAAGCAGUUAUACAGAUAUAAAAAAAAUGUUUUGUCAAGUAACCGAGUUGCUGCGGAAAGAAAUAUAGAUGACAUAUGUGCACAGACAGGUGAGGAAUUUUCUUCUGAGUUUUUGAGGGACCGCACCGCUCAAAGAAGAAUAACAGUAAUGAAUGAUGGAGGUCAUCGCCAUCCAACCCAAAUGGGGUUUAAUUUCAAUCAGAACAAUCAGGCAGUUUACAGGGAUCUUAAUGGCAUUCACGGAUCAAGGAGAAAGAGUUAUGAAUGCAAUGCAGAUGUCUCAGAUAUGGUUCCUGCUACAGGAUGUGCAGCUGAAAUAGAAAAUAAUGCUUAUAAUGAUAAUAUAAGCAGAUAUCCGUGGCAAUAUGAUGCUAUUGGACAAAAUUCAGGUAAGUUUUCUGAUGAAAUUUAUUCUGAUCAAGUUACCACAGAACCAACUGUUUCCCCACAUUAUAUAGUGGGCUCUCCUCUGUCAUACCAUUAUUAUGGACCAGUGUUUAUGGAGAGUGCUCUUAGUCAAAAGAUAAAGUUCCUUUGUAGCUUUGGCGGGAGAAUAUUACCUAGGCCAAAUGAUUCGAAGCUUAGGUAUGUGGGUGGAGAGACACGGAUUAUAUCCAUCAGGAGAAACCUCACUUGGGUGGAACUCGUAAAGAAGACUUCAGCAAUUUGUAACCAACCUCAUACGAUCAAGUAUCAGCUCCCAGGAGAGGAUCUUGAUGCACUUAUAUCUGUUUGUUCGGAUGAGGAUCUUCAUCAUAUGAUAGAGGAACAUCAAGAAUUGGAAAGAAUUGGUGGCCCUCAUAGACUGCGAAUAUUUCUUGUACCUCUAGCUGAACCGGAGAGUCCAAGUUCUUUGGAAGGCAGGGACACCCAGCAGAGUGAUCCUGAUUAUCAGUAUGUUUUUGCCGUAAAUGGCAUGCUAAGUGUGACUUCUCGAAGGAAUUCUAGUGGGCAGAGUUUGGCAAGUCAAGCAACCGCCUUGGGAACUGCUUCAGAUCAUAGUGUAGGUUUUUAUAGAGACUCCCCUACAUCUAUUCAGACUUGUGAGAAUAAGGAUUAUAGUUCUAAUUCCUCGAAUUUUGGAGGCACGUUUUUUAAUCGUAAUGUUCAGCAUCGUGAUACUAUGAGCUCUAAUGCGCAAAUUAAUGCGGAUCAACCAUGUGCUGUUGUCAAUGGAAGUGCCAAUCCUUUAGCCGUGGACAAAUUUUCUUGUGUAAAUCCCAUUAGCCACUAUGAUAAUCUUUCUUAUGCCCAUGUGCAAUUGAAGAAUAACCAUCAGCAAAACAAAAAUAUGGUAGAAACUGAGCACACAAACAGAAGCCAUGAAAUGCAUUUUCAAAAUCAUGGCCCCAGUAGAGAUACUAUGCAUUAUACGGCACACAGCCAAAGAGAUAAGAACUCUGAAGGACCUGCACUUAAGGAAAGGUCACUUUCUGACACAGGGUUACAUGAACAAUAUGAGAGUUCUAUUUACAGCUUUAGAGAGCCAACUAUACCUCAAAGCCCCUGGACUAUUGGAAGAGAGAAAUCACCUAUGGUAGGAAUGUUAAGUUCUUCAAAAGAGUGGCCAAUGCAAUGGCAAGAGGUGAUUGAUGAAAAAAACCAAGGUACCAAAUAUAAGAAUCAGUGCAUUAUGAAGACACCAGAACCAUGCAAAAAUAAUUUUGAAUGGAGUCCAGAGUUCAAUUGCAUGGACUGGAAUCCUGCUUCUUCUGUUUCAGAUAGAAAACACCAUGAAGGAAGUGUUAAAGUUAUGCAAUAUGGUAAUGCCAUGGAAUAUACGAUAAACAACCAACCCAGCAUUCAUAUUCCCCUGCAAGAUUCUCAAGACUCUGGGAGCUCGCUAUUCUCUUUACCAGUUAUUCAUAAAGAAAAUUCUGCAGGUACCACAAAGGAGAACCUUGGUGGCUGUCAAUUAGACACAAAUGUACCUAAGUCUCAUGUUAAGAGACAAAAUGCUGCAAGCAAUCAAAAAUGUGCUAUGCCUGAGACAAGUCAACCAGAUUCCCUUGGAUUCCCCGGACUACCCUCUAUAUCAUCUAAAGGAGCUGCUAAUCAAGAACGUAGAAUCCCAAGAUGUAAAUUGACAACAAGUUAUGCUUCAAGUAAAGAGGAUUCUAUCUACAAUGAAGAAGCUACAAAUUCUCCCCACCAUAGAAUUGGAAAAAUACGCAUUAGGAUGCCAUCAGGAAAGGAUCAGAAGUCUGAAGAUCGUAUAUGUGCCCAAUCACAAGCCUCAGAAAAUGAUCAUGAAGACAAGAUGCUCAAGUCAGGGGUUAUAGGGAAAGAUGUAACUGAUAGUACACCUCCAGACAUUCCCUCCUCCCUGGUAGUAGUACCACAUGUACAGCAUAACGGCAGUGAUGAAUAUCCAUCCCAAAGAGAAACAGAUGCAGAGAAUAUGAAUCAAUCUGACGGUGAGGAAGCAAAAGUAUUUAGCAAUGCUGCAAUGGCUGAAUUAGAAGCAGACAUAUAUGGUUUGCAGAUUAUUAAGAAUGAUGACCUUGAAGAAUUGCAAGAGUUAGGUUCUGGAACAUACGGAACUGUUUACCAUGGGAAGUGGAGGGGAACAGAUGUUGCUAUAAAGAGAAUAAAAAAGAGUUGUUUUUCAGGCAGAUCAUCGGAACGAGACCGGUUGACAAAAGACUUCUGGAGAGAGACACAGAUCCUGUCAAAUCUUCACCAUCCAAAUGUGGUAGCAUUCUAUGGUGUUGUCCCCGAUGGACCUGGUGGAACAAUGGCAACCGUAACUGAAUAUAUGGUCAAUGGAUCAUUGAGGCAUGUCCUACUAAGGAAAGAUAGAUCACUUGAUCGCCGCAAAAAGCUUAUGAUCGCCAUGGAUGCAGCUUUUGGCAUGGAAUAUCUGCAUUUUAAAAAUAUUGUUCAUUUUGAUUUGAAGUGUGACAAUUUGCUUGUCAAUUUGAGGGAUCCCCAACGACCCAUUUGCAAGGUUGGAGAUUUUGGGUUGUCACGAAUUAAACGCAAUACACUUGUGUCUGGCGGUGUGCGUGGAACUCUUCCGUGGAUGGCACCAGAAUUAUUGAAUGGAAGCAGCAGCAGGGUUUCUGAAAAGGUUGAUGUUUUCUCAUUUGGUAUUGCAAUGUGGGAGCUCCUCACUGGAGAAGAGCCAUAUGCCAACAUGCAUUGUGGUGCUAUUAUAGGCGGGAUCGUAAGCAACACACUCAGGCCUCCUCUACCGGAACGUUGUGAUCCAGAAUGGAAAAGGUUAUUGGAAGAAUGCUGGUCUUUCGACCCUUCGGCAAGGCCAUCAUUUACAGAGAUAACAAAAAGGCUGCGCGUUAUGUCAACAGCUCUCCAGACAAAGCGGCGUAGUAAUGUAAUUAGAUGAACGCAGCAUGCUCAUACUCUUACAAAUCUCAGGCAAAAUAGCACACAAAUAUA
Pistacia vera is the source of this 3431-nucleotide messenger RNA. RefSeq lists its product as uncharacterized. Gene Ontology annotation, cellular component: cytoplasm. Gene Ontology annotation, molecular function: protein binding; protein kinase activity; ATP binding. The coding region runs from base 1 to 3378 and encodes 1125 amino acids. Gene Ontology annotation, biological process: protein phosphorylation; signal transduction. The transcript is spliced from 9 exons. NCBI's taxonomy places the organism in Eukaryota, Viridiplantae, Streptophyta, Magnoliopsida, Sapindales, Anacardiaceae. The record is from RefSeq and is a predicted model, not a curated record.